CGUAUCACGAAUAUCAGAUGUUUUGAUUUAAAAAACAAAAACGCAAUGUUAUUAUCAUCAAUCCAAUUUUGAUAAAAUCAAUUUCAAAAACGAAAAUUUCUAAAUGUCAAUUCGACGAGCCGUAUCAUUAUUCAUCAAUCAUUUAUCAUCAUCAUUAUAUUGUCGUAGAAUAUUAUUGUUACGAAAUGUAAAUACAAAAUAUCCACAUCCAUUAUUCGCAUCCAAUCAUUCGAAAAGAUUUCUAUGUUCAUCAUCUGUAUCUGAUCAACAACAACAACAAACUAGUCAACAACAGCAUACAACAGAAUCAAAUGAUAAAACAACGGCAAAUAAUAACGACAUAAUAAUAACGGAACGAUGUUUAAAACGUAUCGAUAAAGUACUUGAUGCAGAUGAAUUACUUCGUGUUGGUGUUCGUGGUGGUGGCUGUUCUGGUUUUGAAUAUGAAUUUUCCAUUGAUAAUAAACAAAAUUACAAUCCAAAUGAAGAUAUUUUAUAUGCCGAUCAUGUUGUUAUUGAUCGUGAAUCAUUAGAAUAUUUACUUGGUUCAAAAAUUGAUUAUGAAGAUGAACUUAUUCGUAGUGGUUUCUGUGUCAUAGAUAAUCCUUUGGCCGAUAAAAGUUGUUCGUGUGGUGUAUCAUUUUCAUUAAAAAUGGAUGAUUUGUUUGAUGAAUUUAAGCAAAAAUCCUAAAACAAAUCAAUGUGAUAACGACCUUUUUAGAUAACCCUUUACACACCUGUAACAAGCACACACAAAAAAAAAUUUAAUUAAAAAAAAAUUUACAAAUUUAAUUUAAGUGGAUUUGCAUUGUUGUUUGUUUGUUUG
Molecule: messenger RNA, 826 nt
Organism: Dermatophagoides pteronyssinus (European house dust mite)
Lineage: Eukaryota; Metazoa; Arthropoda; Arachnida; Sarcoptiformes; Pyroglyphidae
Product: iron-sulfur cluster insertion protein ErpA
Biological process (GO): iron-sulfur cluster assembly
Cellular component (GO): mitochondrion
Molecular function (GO): 2 iron, 2 sulfur cluster binding; 4 iron, 4 sulfur cluster binding; iron ion binding
Source: RefSeq, a predicted model, not a curated record